Peronospora matthiolae is the source of this 414-nucleotide messenger RNA. The record is from the annotation of a GenBank genome assembly. Lineage: Eukaryota; Oomycota; Peronosporomycetes; Peronosporales; Peronosporaceae.
AUGGCGCAGAUGAUAGCCAAGGGCGUGACGGCAAAAUCUGCAGCGACGGAUACUGAACCGGUGGAACAUGAAGCGGUUGGAAAAGCAGCGGCACCGGACGAGACGGUGUCUGGAGAGGUGGGAUUGCCUGCGUCGUCGCGUUACAGAGCGAAAAGUAAUAUGGCGGCACGUGGAACGAAUUGGAUGGGAUUAUCGUGUCUUUGGCUUGGACGGGAUCAAUCAUCGCACGUUAGGGACACUGAAGCCGGUCGUGGCCAGUUCCAAGGCAAUGGUUGCAAGUGUUGCGAGCGACAUGCCUCUACACUAGCUCAAAGCCCGACGAAUGGCGCGUCGUGGAUCUCUCUGGCGAUCGCUUUCGAGAAUUUGUUUUUCGGAUGCAAAGGAGGGGACGCAUACCAAAAAUCUUGGGGUUGA